GCUCUCUAUAAAGGCCAGCGGGCUCGGGUGAGCGCAGCCUCCAACAUCGACGGCACCCUCCAAGCUUUCCCCUUUCCCCCCUAGCCUGAUCUCCCCCGCCCCUCGCCCCCUCCCGUCCGCCCGGCCGCUUUCCCCAUCCCCUCGCCGCUGCGUCCUCUCGCACGCCUUCCCAUACCAUGCUUCGUAAAGCCCUGGCCCUGCCGGUCCUCCUCCUUGCCCUGGCGGCCGCCUCCCUCGGUGCCGGGCAGAGCGCCGGAACCGACGAGCCCGGAUGCAUGAGUGUCUGUCCUCCCCCGCCGCCCGAUGAGGCGGGCCCCAUUUGCGGCACCGACUACAAGGAGUACUCGAGCCUGUGCGAGAUGAACCGCACGGCCUGCCUGAAGAGCAUGACCAUUGACGUGCUGGUCUGGGGCUCCUGCCCUCGAGAGGAGGGCCAGAACGAGUGCGACAUCUAUUGCGACCCGGCUGACAGCGCCCCGGCUCCCGGGCAGCCGGACUCCCGGGUGUGCGGCAGCGACGGCGUCACCUACGGCAGCCCGUGCAUUGUGGAGCGCGUGGCGUGCGUCAUGAACUCCCAUCUGCCGGGGUCCGGCAUCACGGUUGCCUACACCGGCCCCUGCCAGUCCGACACCGGCCUCUGUGCCUCCCUGUGCGCUCCCCUGGCCAGCAACAUGUGCCAGCGCAACUGCCCGGCCAAGAACAGCCGCUUCGAUCGCGUGUGCGGCAGCGACGGCAAGACCUACGCCUCGGCCUGCCACCUGGCCGAGUCCACCUGCCUCAGCUACGGCGAGGUGACCUACGUCAAGACCGGCACCUGCAACCCCAGCUGGAAGCCCGAGCACUCGGCCAUCCUGGCCGGCAUCCUCGUCGGUGUGGCCGUCUUCGCCAGCCUGGCGGCCGCCCUGAUGACGCGCAAGUUCACCCGGCCCAUCGGCGGCCCGAAGGACCCGAACGCCGCGGCCGCCGACCUGGAGGAGCAGCCCGGCGCCGGCGGCAGCACCCCUGCCGGCUCCGGCCGCGGGGAUGCCAUUGAAAUGCGCCACCGGGCCAUCCCCGGGGCCGGGGCCAAUGGCAGCAACAUCCACAUGCUCAGCGCCAUGAGCCUCGGCGAGUCCAGCAGCAUGUACCUGCAGACCGACUCGACCACCGGCUUCCUGGGCGACCCGACGGAUGCCCCCUCGCGGCCGGCUCGCGGCCCGGCCGCUGUCCCCGCCGCCGGCCCGGCCGCGGCUCCGGCCUCCCCGCGCACCCACGUCAUCGUCGCCUCCUCUCCGCGAGCGGCGCCGGCGGCCGACGCCGAUGCCGAUCCCGGCGCCUCGUCGGACCUGUGA
Fonticula alba is the source of this 1331-nucleotide messenger RNA. RefSeq lists its product as hypothetical. NCBI's taxonomy places the organism in Eukaryota, Rotosphaerida, Fonticulaceae. Gene Ontology annotation, molecular function: extracellular matrix binding; collagen binding; protein binding. The transcript is spliced from 3 exons. Gene Ontology annotation, biological process: anatomical structure development. The coding region runs from base 177 to 1331 and encodes 384 amino acids. The record is from RefSeq and is a predicted model, not a curated record.